AAAAAAGAAAGAAAGAAAAUGUGGGUUAACUUGGAGUCAAAGUAAUCUCUGAGGACCGGUUUCUUCCAAUUCUCUCCUUUUUCAGCUUCUUUCCCUACAGUCAGCGAUGGCCAGAGACGCCGCCGGCGAGCUUCCGGCGAUGGAGAAUCUUCACUACCGCCGGAAACUUCUCUGGUUGCACGACUCUGGCCGCUUGUCGGAGGUUUUGUCGGAAGGGUUUUGUGGUAAUUGCCAUCUUCUUCUUCAAGAACGCCUUCGCCUUCUGAUUCGCACAACAAGACGGCGGCACUACCCCGGCGACUUCACCCCAGAAAGCUGCGACCAUGACUGCAACUCAGAAGUCUCCUAUCAUGGUAACGACAACACACCGGAAAGCCACCACCACCACCGCCACCGAUCACCUAAACGGGAUUCCUACUCGGCGGAGAACAGGAACAAGAGGAAGAGGGGAAUGCCUGAGUAUGCUGGUGCAGAUUUAGCAUUGGAUGAUGGAAUUGCUGGAGUUUCAUCUGGUGAUGCACGGGAAAGCCGCCACUAUCACCGCCACCGAUCACCUGAACGGGAUUCCUACUCGGCGGAAUACGGGAACAAGAGGAUGAGGGGAUUGCCCGAGUAUUCUGGUGCAGAUUUAGAAGUGGAUGAUGGAAUUGCUGGAGUUUCAUCUGGUGAGGAUUUAUAUGAAGAACAGAAGGAGAAGAUAAGAUUUGCAAAUGUGAGGAAGCAGGAGUUUGUUCAUAGGGAAAGAAUAGAUGGCAAAGUGACCAAUAUUCUUGAAGGGCUAGAGCUUCACAGCGGAGUUUUCGACAAAGAAGAACAGAAGAAUAUUGUCGAUUACGUUUACCAUUUACAACACAAGGGACAAAGAGGCGAACUUAGAGAGCGGACAUAUUCUGAACCUAGAAAGUGGAUGCGAGGCAAAGGAAGAGUUACCAUACAAUUUGGAUGCUGCUACAACUAUGCUAAGGAUAAAAAAGGAACCCCACCUGGUAUAGUAAGAGAUGAGGAAGUUGAUCCAUUGCCUUCUUUGUUUAAGAAGAUGAUCAAGAGGAUGGUGAAAUGGCAUAUUCUACCGAGGACAUGCGUCCCCGAUAGCUGCAUCGUAAACAUUUACGAUGAAGGGGAUUGCAUUCCUCCUCACAUUGAUCACCAUGACUUUCUUAGACCCUUUUGCACCGUUUCGUUUCUAACUGAGAGUAACAUUUUGUUCGGCUCUCGUCUGGAAAUUCUUAGUCCUGGAGAGUUCUCUGGUCCUGUCUCAAUUCCCUUGCCUAUGGGUUCUGCGUUGGUUUUGAGUGGUAAUGGAGCUGAUCUUGCUAAGCAUUGUGUACCCAGUGUCUCAGCUAAAAGGAUUUCGAUCACAUUCCGGAAAAUGGAUGACAGGAAACUGCCAUACAGGUUUUUGCCUGAUCUUGAACUUCAAAGAAUCAAGCCACUCAACUUAUCACAAUUUCUAGAGGAGGGGGAGGAGGAAGAGAUUGUUCAAGCAGAAGAUGGUGAAAGAAAACAGAGGGAUCAUCACCAUUUUCACUCACCCAUGCCACUGGAUUUAACUCAAUGGCAAGAGGAGGAAAGGAAAAAUGUUCGAGUGAAAGAAGGUAAAAGAAAACAGAGGGAUCAUUACCAUUAUUAUUCACCCAAGCCACUGGAUUUAACUCGAUGGCAAAAGGAGGAGAAGAACGUUCAACUGGAAGAAGGUGAAAUAAAACAGAGGAUCCAUCACAAUUAUUAUACACCCAAGCGAUCCUCUCAAAGAAGCAAACGUCAGAGGUAUGAAGUUGGUCUCUGGUGAAGAAACAGAAACUAACCAUGACAACAAAAUCAACCAGGCUCCAUAUCUCAGAACCACUUCGACUAAUUGGAAGUCAAUAAAUCAAGAUUAUCAAAUUGCAAUUUUGUACUCAUAAUUACACUUGUAGGAACAUUGGCUAUAUAAAGUAUGAAUUAGUAGUUUAUUAUAUAGGCAUUAAUUUUAGUGUUCCAGAAA
Momordica charantia (bitter melon) is the source of this 1984-nucleotide messenger RNA. RefSeq lists its product as uncharacterized. Gene Ontology annotation, molecular function: mRNA binding; demethylase activity. Gene Ontology annotation, biological process: mRNA catabolic process. The record is from RefSeq and is a predicted model, not a curated record. Lineage: Eukaryota; Viridiplantae; Streptophyta; Magnoliopsida; Cucurbitales; Cucurbitaceae.